AUGGAGGAAGAGAGGAAAAGCAAGAGAAUACCAUGGAUCCGGAGCUUUUUCAUGAGCAAUGCUACUGCUGCCGUAAAUGUCACAAUGGAUAUGCGUCGUGAGCCCCAAAAAUCAUUGGCAGUGCUUUAUUGUGGUAUCGCAACACGAAUCUUUCCAUCCAACGGCAUCGAAAUUAAGUCAAUCUGCGGAGAAUAUAAUUUGCAUAAAUUAUCAAAGAUGUCAUAA
This is a messenger RNA of Gongylonema pulchrum, 225 nucleotides long. NCBI's taxonomy places the organism in Eukaryota, Metazoa, Nematoda, Chromadorea, Rhabditida, Gongylonematidae. The record is from the annotation of a GenBank genome assembly.